This is a messenger RNA of Branchiostoma belcheri (Belcher's lancelet), 1030 nucleotides long. Its product is annotated as isoamyl acetate-hydrolyzing esterase 1 homolog. Bases 20 to 760 code for a protein of 246 amino acids. Gene Ontology annotation, molecular function: hydrolase activity, acting on ester bonds. The record is from RefSeq and is a predicted model, not a curated record. The transcript has 6 exons. Lineage: Eukaryota; Metazoa; Chordata; Leptocardii; Amphioxiformes; Branchiostomatidae.
AUCCCUAGCGAUAGACAAGAUGGCCGCCUCCUGUGAUCAGAGAAAAACCGGCUUGAAAAUCUGGCCAAAAGUCAUCUUAUUCGGGGACUCAAUAACCCAGUAUGCCUUUAACGAUGGAGGAUGGGGUGCAGCACUACAAGAACUUCUACAAAGGAAAUGUGACAUCAUCUGCCGAGGUUUCUCUGGUUACAACACAACGUGGGCCAACAUGAUCCAACCACAGGUCAUCAACCAGGAGAACGCCUCUGAUGUCGUACUAGUCAUUAUAUUCUUUGGUGCUAACGACUCUUCCUUAAAAGAGGAGAACCCACAACAACAUGUACCACUGGAAAGCUACAAGAAGAACCUCAGGGACAUGGUCCACUACCUCCAGGGUCAGGGCAUCGGCCCCGAGAAGAUCAUCCUCAUCACCCCACCUCCACUGGACGAGGCUGAAUGGAGGAAGGUCUGUAAAGAAAAAGGUCUAAAGUUGAACAGGUUGAAUGCAGUGACUGGACAGUAUGCCAAGAUGUGCUGUGAGGUGGCUGUGGAGAAACAGACAUCCUGUGUAGACCUUUACACCUACAUGCAGAAUGAGAAGGACUGGCGUAAGUUUCUCUCGGACGGGCUCCAUCUCUCGAGGGAAGGGAGCCAGUUUCUCGCCCGGUGCCUUUCCCCCAUCGCUCAGGACAAGACAGACCACCUCCCAUUCAUCUUCCCUCACUGGGACAGUAUAGACACCAGCAACCCGGAGAAAUCCUUGUUAUACCGACACAACUAGGUCUUCUACUAACCCCCAUACUCCGUAUUAACCUCAGCAACUAACAUAGACAACAGGAUGGGUGCAAGUUUGGCUAUGGGAUCAGUGUCAAAUUGCUUCUUUUUUUAAGCUAAAACAUGGGUAUGUGAGUACGUAUAAGGGAGUCUAGUCAUGGGGAGAUUUUGUUUUCGGUGUAAAGUUGCUUGUUUGUUUGCGUUUUUUCCCCAUUAUAGUUACGUGAUUAACAGUAGAUUCACAGAAAAAGAGGCAGAAAAUGGUGUAACUGCAGAU